Molecule: messenger RNA, 1347 nt
Organism: Uranotaenia lowii
Lineage: Eukaryota; Metazoa; Arthropoda; Insecta; Diptera; Culicidae
Exons: 1
Coding region: 1-1347 (448 amino acids)
Biological process (GO): DNA integration
Molecular function (GO): nucleic acid binding
Source: RefSeq, a predicted model, not a curated record
AUGCAUCGCACCGUUCCGCAAAAAUCACCACUCAAACUGCUGCAACCAUUUUUAGAUCCCGAAGGUAUUGUACGCGUGGGAGGACGUCUGAGAAAUUCCGAAGAACUGUAUUCCGCAAAACAUCCAGCUGUACUACCGCCCUCUCAUCCCCUCACCACAUUGAUUGUAGAAUAUUAUCACCUGAAAACACUCCACGGCAGCCAAAAACUGACUCUUUCAGUGCUUAGGCAGGAAUAUUGGCCAAUUCAUGGUAAAAGAGUUAUCAAACAAGUGUUACGCAAAUGUCACAAGUGCUUCAGAGCCAACCCAAUCCCAACACAACAGCCGACUGGGCAACUUCCAAAUAUAAGAGUUCGAUCCAGUAAGCCAUUCCAGUUCACAGGCGUUGAUUAUUGUGGACCAUUUUUUCUAAAGCCACCCCAUCGUCGAGCUGCCUCUCCCAAAUGCUACAUCGCUGUUUUUGUGUGCUUCACAACAAAAGCUCUUCACCUUGAACUCGUGGGCGAUUUAACUACAACGUCGUUCCUAUCAGCUUUCCGUAGAUUUAUUGGCCACCAUGGAAUUCCUUCUGAAAUACAUUCCGACAACGGCACAACCUUUGUAGGUGCAAAGCGAGAAUUAAAAGAGCUGUAUGAGAUGUUGCGGUUGAAAAUAACUCAAAACACCAUUUCGAAUGAAUUCGCACAGCAAGGAAUCGAAUGGAAAUUUAUUCCUCCUCGUGCACCCAGCUUUGGAGGAUUGUGGGAAGCAGCAGUUCGAAGCGUUAAAACGUCUCUAAAAAAAGUGAUCGGUUCUCGCCAGAUGUCUUAUGAAGACUACACCACUUUGCUCGUCCAGAUAAGCGCUGCCCUCAAUUCUAGACCCAUUAUUGCUCUCUCAGAUGAUCCAUCAGAUAUCGAUGCCCUCACCCCCUCGCAUUUUUUGAUCGGCUCUCGCAUGACCGAUUUGCCUGACCAAAACUACCAAAACAUUCCCCUCAACCGUCUUACCCACUACCAGCAAAGACAGCAAAUGUACCAGCAUUUUUGGGAUCGUUGGCGUAAGGAAUACCUCACCGAGUUGCAGAGAUCCCAUAACAACAUCAGUCCAAAUCAGAUACGUGUUGGGAGUAUAGCUGUUCUCCGAGAAGAUAAUAUCCCACCAGUGUGUUGGCCCUUGGCACGAGUCAUCGCAGUUCAUCCGGGCGGCGACGAAGUCGUUAGGGUGGUCACCGUGAAAACAUCGAAUGGCAUCUACAAACGCUCCGUUUAUAGACUUUGUUUCUUACCAUUUAAUGAUGCCGAUGUGGAGGAAAAUGAAGACCCCAUCAAUAGUUGUGGCAGAAAUGUAUGUGUAUUUUAUGUAUAG